CAGAGACUCAGUUAAAGGUGAGGAUUGGAGAUGGUCCAUUUCAUUGAAGAAGCAAAGGUAGGGUAGGCUCUUAUCACCCAAAGCAACGUCUGAUCUUCUCCCUUUAACUCUCGUGUCUAACUCACGAGACUCUGAGCAAAAAGCACGCACAAAAGUACUUACGGCCACGGGAUUUACAAGAAAGCAGAAGCUUAAUCCCACACACACCCAAAAAAAAAAGCAGCGAAUGGAGACUCCUCCAGGCAUACCCAAGAAGAAAAGCGUAGAUCAGCAGGGACAGGUUCUGGACGGUUCGGAUAUAAUGGAGUUGGUUGGGAACGAGGAGGUGUUUAGCAAUUUCGUGGAGCAUAAGUUCCAGGAACUGGAUAGGGAUAGAGAUGGUAUGCUCUCUGUGAAGGAGCUUGAACCUGCUGUUGCUGAUAUUGGUGCUGCUUUGGGUUUGCCUGCUCAGGUCACUUCUUCUGAUUCUGAUCACAUUUACUCUGAGGUCUUGAAUGAAUUCACACAUGGCAAACAAGAAACAGUGAGCAAGACUGAGUUCAAAGAGGUUCUUUCAGACAUUCUGUUAGGCAUGGCUGCCGGCUUGAAGCGGGAUCCUGUUGUCAUCCUCCGUAUUGAUGGGGAAGACCUUCUUGAGUUGAUCACGGGCCCAAGUUUUGAACCAGACAUGGCUUCCAUAUUUUCGCAGAUAGACACACAUGGUGGAUUAUCCCUGCGUGAUUCUAUAAUUAAGGCUUUCGAAAAGCUCAGCGUGGAUCAAGGAAUGCCCCCUUCUUCGGAUUCUUGGGUUGUGGAAAACAUUGUGCAACCAGCGUUGCAAUCCUGUGCCGGCCAUGAUUGGGACAGGCCGUCAGUCUCUGAAGAAUCAUUCUUGGUGGAGUUUAGGAAAGCUGUAGAAUGCGUCGCUCAACAUCUCAAAGAUCAACCAGUGAUUGUCGCCCAUAGUGAAAAUACCUUUGAUGGAAGCGGAGUUAAGAGAUUAUUAUCCAACAAGUUUGAAUUAGACAAGAUAUUGAAUGCGGCUUUAGAGAACAUGCCAAAAGAUCGUAAUGGAAAAUUGUCAAAGGAGUGUCUGCGAGUGGCACUGGAUGUAGUGGCUCCAUCUGCUGGCCUAGCUCCAAUUGGUGCAGUUGAAGAGAUGGACAAGGUGGUUGGUGAUGUGUUUAAGAUGGUCAGCGCGGAUGACGGGAAGAUAGUUAAAGAAGAUGAGUUCAAGAAAACAUUUACUGAAAUCCUGGGGAGUAUCAUGUUGCAACUAGAGGGCAAUCCCAUUUCAGUCUCUACAAAUUCAGUCGUGCACGAGCCCCUUGCCUCUUCUUCUACACUUUUGCAGCCAUCUUCCUAGUGAAAAGGCACAUCUAUAUAUAUCUAUAUAUAUAUAUAUAUAUAGAUAUUUAUAUAUCAAGGAUAACAUAAAAAAGGAUAAAAAGAAUAAAAAAAUUUUCAGGGCAUUAAUGAUUGCUAUCUAGCUUGCCGAAGUUGUGUAUUUUGUGCAGUUAAAUUGAUGUGUGCGAAAUAGUAUGCAAAUAUAGAGAAGGUCCAAGGACCUGGAGCCAAGAAUUGCUUGUCAAUGGUGAUCAUUCUCCACCUA
Molecule: messenger RNA, 1591 nt
Organism: Juglans regia (Persian walnut)
Lineage: Eukaryota; Viridiplantae; Streptophyta; Magnoliopsida; Fagales; Juglandaceae
Exons: 5
Coding region: 227-1345 (372 amino acids)
Molecular function (GO): calcium ion binding
Source: RefSeq, a predicted model, not a curated record